UCGGCUGGGGUGGAACAGUCCUGGAAUGAGUAGAUACAAGAGAGACGAGAGCUAGAUGGAGGAAAAUAGCGAGAGGCCAAAAAUCAAGAGAGGGCCAGAUGACCUGGUGGAAUUGAGGGAUACAACAACAUUUCUGGCUUAAGGGGGACGCUGGGAUGGAGAGGACAAUGGAGCGGAAUAUUUCUUUUCUGCAUCUCUUGACACCCUAAGGAGAGAGCCUCCUGUGCAGAGUGGAGACGGGAAGGAAACAGGAGAUAAUCACACUCCACUUCGCUUUGGCCUCUCUGCUGUAACGAUUCAAAGACUCGGUCUGUAGCCUGAAAUGUUUGUUUUCUGGUCCAUGCUUGAAAGAAAUCGCUUCAACUUUCUGCUUUCUUACAAUUUUUCUGAAUGACGUACCAGCGCGGUUGGAUCUCAGCUUCAUGUCUCCAUGUCUGCCGGUGCAGGAGGGAUGGUGGGAUGCUCUAAUGGCUAACUGAGCCGAGCUCCAUUGCUGCUGCUGCUGCUGCUGCUGUCGUUAGUCUGUAGGCCCGCGGGACUGGUGGAAAAGCCUCGCCCUCGCUUGUCUGGAGCGCCUCGCCGCACGACUGAGGCGAUGGGCCGGUGAGCUCCCCAACUGCGCCAUGGGUGGAGGAGGCAUCGGAUGAUGAGGAUGAGGAGCACCGUUAGCCUGCUUGCCCAUGGGAACGAGCAUGUACAACGACCGUUUUCAUCAUUCCAGCCCCAUCAGUGAAGCUUUGAUUUCUUCUGCAUCAUAGAUGAUGUGCGUAAGGCCUUCCUGUCAUUCCUAACGGGAAACUGGAUUUCACAUUUGGAGGGAAGGAGGUAAGGGGCCUGUGCCUCCCUACUACUUGAUCCGAGCAAGGCCUCCUCCCGACUAGCUGCUUCUGAGUAAACCAGGCCCUUGCGUUUCUUUUUCCUGACAUUCUAAGGAUUUGCCUAAACCUGUUUCAUGCAUGUCCACUGGAGGCAGGUUUGACUUUGAUGAUGGGGGGUCGUACUGUGGGGGGUGGGAGCAGGGAAAAGCCCACGGUAGAGGGGUCUGUACGGGGCCACAGGGUCAGGGUGAGUACGCAGGGGCAUGGAGUCAUGGCUUUGAGGUCCUGGGUGUGUACACGUGGCCCAGUGGGAACAACUAUCAGGGCACCUGGGCGCAAGGCAAGCGGCAUGGAAUUGGAGUGGAGAGCAAGGGCCGCUGGGAUUAUCGAGGGGAGUGGACGCAAGGGUUUAAAGGUCGCUACGGACAGCUGGAGAGCACAGCUAGUGGCGCCCGCUACGAGGGAACGUGGAGCAACGGCCUCCAGGAUGGAUACGGAACUGAAACCUAUUCUGAUGGAGGAACCUACCAGGGCCAGUGGCUGGCUGGGAUGCGUCAUGGCUACGGUGUGCGGCAGAGUGUGCCAUACGGCAUGGCGGCCGUCAUCCUUUUCCCUCUGCGAACGUCCAUAAACUCCCUCCGUUCUGAGCACAGUCACGGCCCCCCAGCUGUGCUUGAGGACGGCGUGGCCAAUACGCCCACGGACGGGGUAGCGGCUGGGCUGGCUGGCAGCCCUGUGGGCCGAGGAGGGUUUGCUCUAACUGCCCCAAGUGAAGCCGAGCGCCAGAGAAAGAGGAAAGGUCGCUUCCGACAAUCCAUCCUAAGCGGCCUGAAACUACGACGCUCGGAAUCCAAAAGCUCCCUUGCCAGUCAGCUGAGUAAGCAAAGUUCCUUCUGCAGCGAGGCCGGUAUGAGUACGGUUAGCUCGGCUGCGUCCGACAUCCACUCCAAUGCCAGUGAGAAUGAACAGGGUACUCCUGUGGAUGCAACUGUCACAGAAAUGUAUGCAGGUGAGUGGCGGAGCGACCACAGGGCUGGCUGGGGGGUGGGUCGACGCUCGGAUGGCCUUCACUACGCAGGUGAAUGGGCAGGGAACAAAAGACAUGGGUACGGAUGCACUACCUUUCCUGAUGGCACCAAGGAGGAGGGAAAGUACAAACAGAACAUGUUGGUGAGCGGCAAGCGCAAGAACCUGAUUCCGCUGAGGGCCAGUAAAAUCCGAGAGAAGGUGGACCGAGCUGUUGAAGCUGCAGAAAAGGCUGCGGAAAUUGCCAAGCAGAAAGCUGAGAUUGCCAUGUCAAGAAUGAGCCACGCUCGUGGAAAGGCAGAGGCGGCUGAGAAAGUUGCACAGAAGGCCAUGGAAGAAUGUCGACUGUCACGUAUAGCUGCCAAAGAGCUCUCACCCUCCUUUCACAUCUACGGCAAUGGGCUCGAAUGUCAGAAGCCCCAGCACCAGAAUGUCAAGGACAAAGACCAUGAAGUCAUCUCCACCGGAACAGACAGUCCAGAGCUGUGUACUCCGGAUACGACACCGCCGGUAAUAACACCUGAUCUCAGCCCUGUGCUGAGUGUCCCCAUCUGCCCAACCGGCAGUCCACCCAAUCAUGUACAUCGUCCCAGAAAUGCUUGCUUCAUGAGACAGAGCGCCGUGGACGAUCAGGGCGGGUCAGAGAUCCAGGUGCUGGUGGAGUCACGGGGUAUGGAUCUGCCGAAAGUGGGUGCUCACAACUGGGCGGAUGACACGUACCCGGAUCGAGGAUGUAGCAGCCGCUCGACCACACCCUCUUUACUAGAAGAACAGGAGGGCCAGAUUAAUGGUCACGAUCCAGUACCAUUGACCAACCACAAGCUCCGUGAGAAACCAAGUUCCAAUUUCAAGGUCCGGGAGCACACUUCUUCCCACAGAGAUUGGGAGCAUUCCGUGUCCAACCAAAAGUCCUCUAAGCAUGCCAUUUCCACUCACAAGUCAAGGGAACACGCGUCAUCCAAUCAUAAAACCUGGGAUCAUUCGUCUACCAAUCACAAGGCCUGUGAGCAUGCCUCUUCCAACUACAGGCAGGUUCACAUUUUGUCCAAUCACAAAGCCUUGGAACAUAACAUGUCCAAUCACAAGACUUCUGAGCAUGCUUCCUCCAAUCACACCUCCCAGGAUUAUGUUGCCUCCAAUCACAACCCCAGUGACCACGUUGCCUCCAGUUACAACUUUCGAGAGCAUGUCUUCUCCAACCACCGCCGAAAGCAGCACAAUCCCCCCAACCAUAAGCUUAAUGAGCAUGCUGUAACUGACCAAAGGCAAGAUGGCCUGACCGAGGGUUGGACUGCUGAAAGCACCCUUCGGUGGAGCCCCGUCCAUUCACGCCUCACGGAGCAGGAUGAGGAAAGGAUAAAUGAAUACACAGUAGACAUGAGGCUUCAGUGUCCGGAAUCGCAGCUAUCUCGGGGCCUGUCUCCGGAAUCGCCAGCCCCCAAAAACAACAGGCUGCGAUCCCGAGGCCUGAGACCAGUUCGAGAGGGAUCUGUGGACUCUGUCCAGAUGCUGGACAAUUUGAGUGCGGGGGCGGAGCUCGAGGACUGGCCGCUGCAAAGGGACCUCACCCUCUCCCCACCGUUUCAGUCUCAGCCCAUCACUCUGGAGCAGGAAGGAGAGCUUCUCAGCCUCAAAUCAAACUCAGGCUCCAGCUCCAUUCUGGUGGUUUUGGUCAUCUUACUCAAUAUUGGAGUAGCCAUUCUUUUCAUCCAUUUCUUUAUUUAAGCUAAAACAGGUAUGAUCUACGAAGACUUAUCGAUGACUGCAGUAUAUUAUAUUAUUACUUAUUGAGAUGGGCAUUCUGCUUAUUCCACUGUAGCCCACAGCCUGAAUGACGGACACAGAAUCUUAGUGAAGAGGCCCAUUUCAGUUUCUGCAUGAACGCCAUUCCUUUUAAUCUCUUAUUUUGAGCUUGCAACCAUUAAAAUAUGAUUGAAUAAGAUUCACAAUAAAGUGAAGAUCACAGCUUUA
Hippocampus comes (tiger tail seahorse) is the source of this 3815-nucleotide messenger RNA. It is a transcript of the gene jph3a, whose product is annotated as junctophilin 3a. Lineage: Eukaryota; Metazoa; Chordata; Actinopteri; Syngnathiformes; Syngnathidae. Gene Ontology annotation, cellular component: endoplasmic reticulum membrane; junctional membrane complex; plasma membrane. The transcript is spliced from 5 exons. The record is from RefSeq and is a predicted model, not a curated record. Gene Ontology annotation, biological process: regulation of synaptic plasticity. The coding region runs from base 957 to 3569 and encodes 870 amino acids.